Molecule: messenger RNA, 1552 nt
Organism: Antrostomus carolinensis (chuck-will's-widow)
Lineage: Eukaryota; Metazoa; Chordata; Aves; Caprimulgiformes; Caprimulgidae
Product: spectrin beta chain, non-erythrocytic 4-like
Exons: 7
Molecular function (GO): protein binding
Source: RefSeq, a predicted model, not a curated record
CUGUGGGUGCAGGACCGCUUACCCUUGGCCACCCUGAAGGACCACGGCACCAACCUGCAGACGGUCCAACAGUUCAUCAAGAAGAACCAGAACCUCCGUCGGGAGAUCCAGGUCCAUCGUCCUCGCGUUGACGAGGUGCUGGAACGCGCCGGUGCCGUUGCCUCCAUCAAAAGUCCUGAAGCUGAAGGUGUCCGACGUCUUCUGGAGAAGUUGAGGACAACGUGGACGGAGCUCCAGGACCAGGCAGAACGUCGGCAGCAGGUUUUGGAUGCCACCUACCAACUGGAACAAUACUACUUCGACGUGGCCGAGGUGGAGUCAUGGUUGGGCGAGCAGGAGCUGCUGUUGAUGAGCGAGGAGAAGGGGAAGGAUGAGCAGAGCACCUUACAACUCCUCAAGAAACAUCUCCUGAUGGAACAAACGGUGGAGAACUACGAGGAGACCAUCGCUCAACUGUCCCGCCAGUGCCGCGCUCUUCUAGAACUUGGUCACCCUCAAAGUGAGCAGGUCAGCAGAAGACAGUCGCAGGUUGACCGACUCUACGUGUCUCUGAAGGAUCUGGUGGAGGAACGCAAGGCCAAGUUGGAGCAACAAUAUUGGCUCUACCAACUCAACCGGGAAGUGGACGAGUUGGAACAUUGGAUCGCUGAGAAGGAGGUGGUGGCUGGUUCUCCAGAGCUGGGACAGGACUUUGAACACGUCACGCUCCUCCAGGAGAAGUUCUUGGAGUUCGCCAGCGAGACGGGCAGCGUCGGCCAAGAACGAAUCGCCGCCGUCAACCAAAUGGUGGACGAGUUGAUCGACUACGGCCACGCCGACGCCGCCACCAUCGCCGAGUGGAAGGACGGAGUCAACGAAGCUUGGGCAGAUCUUCUGGAGUUGAUGGAAACCAGAGCUCAGAUGUUGGCAGCUUCUCACGAGUUACACAAGUUCUUCAACGAUUGUAAAGAAGUUUUGGGACAAAUCGAGGAGAAGAGACAACGUCUCCCAGAACUGGCGGCUCGAGAAGGUCGGACGUCGGCCGGAGCUUUGCAACGAGCCUUGGGCGUCUUUGAACAUGACGUCGAAGUCUUGGUGACCCAAGUGAGGCAACUUCAAGAAGGUGCUGCCCAGUUGAGGACACUCUACGCCGGGGACAAUGCCGAGGCCAUCGCCGGGAGGGAGCAGGAGGUCCUACGGGCGUGGAAGGAGCUCCUGGCUGCGUGUGAAGAGUGUCGGCUCCACGUGGCCAGCGUCGCCGAUAAGAUCCGGUUCGUGGGCACCGUGAGGGACCUUCUGGCCUGGAUGGAUGGUGUCCUCUGCCAGAUCGGCGCUGGAGAGAAGCCCAGGGACGUCUCCUCAGUGGAGCUGCUGAUGAACGACCACCAAGGUCUCAAGAACGAGAUGGAAGCCCGUGGCAAGAGCAUCUCCACCUGCCUGGAGCUCGGCAAGACCCUCAUCCUCGGCAAGAGCCCGGCGGCCGAUGAGAUCAAAACCCACGUGGAGAAGCUUAUUGCAAAGAAGAAGGAGAUGAUGGAGAAGUGGGACAAGCAUUGGGAGUGGCUACAACAGA